UCACUCUCUCUCCAUAAAAAAAACUCACUCUUUUAUUUACUUACUUUCUCUCUCAUCAGUAAAGGACAAUACAACAGCUCCUUUCUUCUCUCCAUGGCAGCAGCAGCUACAACAGAGCAAUUCAAAACACAAACUCAAAUUAAACCUAAACGUCGAAAACGCCGUGAAACCACCAUCACAACCUCGGCCACCACCACCGCAACAGAUCUACCCCUCCUCCUCCACCACCACCAACAACCUACUAUUGUAUCGCCGGAUAGUUCUUGGUGUUGCUCCGUCUCAUCAAAUUCAAAACCACAACCUCCUCCUACUAAAAUCUCUUCACCUCCAUCAUCAAAUUUCACAGCCACUACUACUCAAACAGAUCAAAAACCACAGAAACCGAGGAAUUCUUCACCGAGUAAAUCAACAUUUAAGCUUAAUUUCUCAUCUCCGGGAAGAGUUUCACCGUUAAUGGAUUCUUCUUCUGGUUCUGUGUCAUCUCCUUCUUAUGUUGGUGUUGUGAAUGGAAUCGGCGGCGGAGGUGGUGGUAAUGGUGGUGUUGUUGGUGGAGGGAAUCCGUAUGUGUCUUAUCCAUCAAGUUAUAGUAAAUUCAAUUCAGCUUUAAAUGCUGGUUUACUAAACCCAAAUUCACCACCACCUGAUAAAACUAGAUCAAGUCCGACGUUAUUCGAAAUGAUGUCUAAUGAACAAGAUAUUAUUCAUCCAAGACCAAAUAUUACUAGUAAUACCCAUAUUCAACCGCACCAGAACCCGAAUAAUCACCAUCCUCAGUACAAUAAUGUUCCAUUGAUUAAUGGGAAACCUUCGAUUUCAAUUCAGGAUAGACAGAUUAUGUUGCAGAGGAGACUGGAAGAGAUUACUUCGAUGAAUAACGAUUCGAAUGGUGGUGUUUAUGGUGGGAUUCGAUUUAAUGAUUUAAUUGGUAGUGAUGUGAAAUUAACAUUGAGUUCUAAAGAUGGAUUAAGUGUUACUAUGAAUGUUCAUAGACAAAUACUUGUUGCUAACAGUAGGUUUUUUGCUGAUAAAUUGUCUGAUAAAUGGUCUAAACAACAAAGAUCAUUACCUCAUAUUGUUGAGAUUUCUGAUUGUGAUGAUGUUGAAGUUUAUAUUGAGACUUUGAGAUUGAUGUAUUCUAGUAAAGAUCUUAAGAAGAAGCUUAUGAGAGAAGAUGUUUCUAAAGUACUUGGGAUUUUGAAGGUUUCAGCAGCAAUUGAGUUUGAUGCUGGGGUUUUAUCAUGUUUGGAGUACUUAGAGGCUGUUCCAUGGGCAGAAGACGAGGAGGUGAAAGUUGCUUCUAUAUUGUCACAGCUCCGUCUUGAGGGGUCUGGAGCAGGGGAAGUUCUAAAAAGGGUGUCUGUAGAAGUUGUUGCAGGUCCAGAGGAGGUAAGCAACAGUGAAGAGGUCCUUCUUAAGCUUUUACAAGUAGUUCUUGAAGGUAAAGAUGAAAAAGCAAGGAGAGAGAUGAAAGGGUUAGUUUCAAAACUGCUGCGAGAAAAUUCAUCUCAGAAUGAUCUUAGUAAGGAGUCUUUGUAUUCUGCUUGUGAUGAAUGUUUGGAAUUGCUACGGGUGUAUUUCCUUAGAGCAGCAACUUCUGAUUUACAGGAUGUGAGCCAGAUUUCAAGACAAGCAGAUAAUUUGCACUGGAUUCUUGAUAUUUUGAUUGAUCGACAAAUUGCUGGGGAUUUUUUGGAGACAUGGGCUAAUCAAUUUGAGUUAGCAGAGGCACAUACUAAAGUUCCUGCAAUUCAUAGAUACGAAGUGAGCCGAGUCACAUCCCGUUUAUUUGUUGGAAUUGGUAAAGGACAGAUAUUGGGUUCCAAAGAAGUGAGAUGUUUGCUUCUGCGGACGUGGUUGGAUCCAUUUUAUAGUGAUUUUGGGUGGAUGAGAAGGGCAUGGAAAGGUUUAGAUAGACACUUAAUCGAAGAUGGACUUAGUAACACUAUUCUUACUCUACCAUUAGCUUGGCAGCAAGAGAUUUUACUAGCAUGGUUCAACAGAUUCUUAAACUCGGGUGAAGACUGCCCAAAUAUACAGAGAGGAUUUCAAGUAUGGUGGAGACGAGCUUUUUGGAGAAGAAAUGGUGAAUCUGAAAGACCUCGACUACUUAGAAUUGCUGCUGCAGCGUGUGAGAACCCGUAAAGCUUGCAGUUUAACAAUCUGAAUCCCAUUUCAUAUUUUUAGACGAUGGUUUUAGUCGUCUUCCUUUCCACAACUCACAGGUAAAAGAAUGCAACUCAGAGGAUGAAUCAACUUUUUUCAGUCAGUCAGUUGGACUCUCCAAACCAGCUAUUGUGAGUGUGGGUUAAGGAAAAUCAGUUAGCAGAUUUGGUCAUGGAUUGUUACAUUAGAGAUUAUGACUUGUGGAGGGGUAUACGAGCUAAUCCUGGUUACGGGUUGUUUGUUGUGAUGUAUCAAGAAUAAUGGUUUCUUUCAAGGAGGUUGGAAACAGAUAUUCAAAAGAUUGUGUAGCCGAGUAUCCGAAUGUCUAGCAGGUAAUCGGAGACAAAAUGUUGUUGUUGAUUUGGUUGGUUGUGCUGUAACAGUUCAUUCAUUGGUAUACAAAUUUGGCAGUGCAUCUUAAAGAAGAUAGACCGGGGAUUUGCGGGUUUGUAUUGCUUUGCUUUUCUCUGCUUUGCAUAUGCUUAUGAGUUCUAUAUUUUCUGAGUUACUUUUUUGACAGAGAUUCACAAUAUUUACAGUAUUAGUCUCUUUAUGCCCUGAAUCACUGCUUUCCAUCGUGUUUAAAACCAAAGUUUUCUUCUA
Messenger RNA from Papaver somniferum (opium poppy), 2766 nucleotides. RefSeq names its product BTB/POZ domain-containing protein At1g63850-like. NCBI's taxonomy places the organism in Eukaryota, Viridiplantae, Streptophyta, Magnoliopsida, Ranunculales, Papaveraceae. Bases 94 to 2142 code for a protein of 682 amino acids. The record is from RefSeq and is a predicted model, not a curated record. The transcript has 2 exons. Gene Ontology annotation, molecular function: protein binding.